Molecule: messenger RNA, 1980 nt
Organism: Biomphalaria glabrata
Lineage: Eukaryota; Metazoa; Mollusca; Gastropoda; Planorbidae
Product: transmembrane protein 267-like
Exons: 3
Coding region: 156-809 (217 amino acids)
Source: RefSeq, a predicted model, not a curated record
AUUACUUAUUUCACAGGCUUGGACACAAAUCUUUUACUUGUCAAUAGAGCAUGGAACAGAUUGCCCAAAUCAGCCAUGCAAACCAAUGACUUCUAUUAAUAAGAAUCCAAGUCUCUAAUUGGCAAUUAUGACCAAGUUAACAUAUAUUAAUAGGAAUGUUACUUAUUAAUGGACUCAUUAGUCAGGAUCUCUAUCAUUGGUUUCCUGCGCCAUAUUUGACUUUCUUUUUGUGCAGUCUUCUUUCCAUGGUUUGCCUUCUUGGGGAUUACAUCCUUGUUAAACUGUCUGGCAUCCAGGAAAAUGGAAAUAUACUACGAGCUGUAACUGACAGCACCACACAUGCAUCAGUUGGUGCUUUAGUUUGGGCAGUAGCAGAAGGCUAUGAAUUUUUAGGGGAAAAGAAAAAAUGGUUGAAUGUAUUAUUCUGUGCCUUCUUGGCUGCUUCUGUUGAUCUUGAUCACUUUAUGGCAGCUGGAUCACUAGAUUUAAAGAAAGCGUUACACUUACAGCAUCGACCACCUUUCCACAUCACUAGUUUGAUACCAGCAGUAGUAUUUCUUUGUUGGAUCAUUGGCUAUUAUCGACCAUCCAUGAAGGUUUUCUCUCUGAUGUUCCUUGCUUCCUGGCUUUCACACCAUCUAAGAGAUGCCAAUCACAGGGGGCUUUGGUUAGCUCCAUUUGGUCACACACCAGUGUUUCCUUCAGUUGUGUACAUAUUUCUCAUUGUAGUACUAUCUUUAAUAGUUAGAAUUUGUUAUUGUCAUUUACAGACUAACACAGUACAUACCAGUAUCUUUCAGAUAGUGUAAACCUAUGUUUUUGUUCUUUUAUGUACAUGACUAAAUCCUUUGUGAUAUGUUGUAUUAUUAUGUUACACACAAUGAAAUGCAAUAUUAUUCAGUUUAUUUAUUACAUUUAAUCUUCACCUGGCUAUUUUUAUGUCCAGCAUGGUAACUGAAAGUCAUCUGUUUCCACUGUGGUGAUUAUUAAGGGUCCCAUGUGGCCAGCACAAUGACCAACCUCCUUUACUUUCCUCAUUAAGAGUUGGGUGGACUCUGGAAUCAUAAAAAUUCCUAAGCUCAAAAUCCCAGUCUUCACUGAUAUUUGAACCAGAGACCUCUCAGGUUCAGAAGCCAAGUGCAUUACCACUCAAACACAAUGCCCAAGAGAUGACCUUUAUAUAAUGUGCCCUAUAGAUUACAAGGUCCAAAAGGGGCACUUUUUUUUUUUACAGUAACAAAAAUGUGUCCCUUUUUGCUUAAAUAUAUUUCAUCAAUUAAGAAGUUUCAGAUCUAUAAUAAAGAAUGUUUGAGAUGGAGUAAUGGUUUUUUAUUUCAGUAAACAUUCAUUACUUAAGUAGGAAACUAUAUUAUACUUUUGUAGCAGCUGCAGCUGUGAGCCUUGCAAAGAUGAAGGGUUGUGAAUUGAAAAAUUCUGACUAGAAACUCAAGAGAACAAUUUAUUAAUGGCUCAAAGUUGAUGUUAAAGGAUCAAAGGUUGUGUUGUCAUCCUAAUUGGACCAAUAGUUUAUGUGAGGAGCAUACAUAAGGAAGGUUACAUAUCUUAUUCUAUAUUGAAUACAAUAAAUAUGAGCACAAAUCUUGUGUAUUGACUUUAAAAAAUGAUGCAAUAUUACAUCAGUUGGGUACUUCACUAUUCUUAUUUUUGUUUCUAGUGUGGGAUGGAAGCAUGUGGACAUUUAGAGAAAAAGAAAAUCAGUUUGCAGAGAAAUUUUCCAUUAACUUUUAGUCUUAAACUUAUUUUUUUAUUCUUUCAUUCUGUAUGUCACUUAUAUAUAGAAAAUUUUGUUAAUGAAAAAGAAAUAUUGUUUACAGAUUGAUCCACAGUUUCUUUUCUGUACAUGUUUUUUUAUCUUACUUAAUUCAUACUCAAACUUUGUUAAUUUUGUAAAUUUUAAUUACAUAUAGGUCUACUGUUAAUAGCAUUCUUUCAAAUAAAUCAACAUUUUUCUUUUAACAA